AUGAGACUCUCUGUAGGGACGACUACUUCAGAUCAAGACGAGACAGAGCAAUUUGGUGAGUGGUUAUUGAAAGUUGGUGAUGGUCUAAUAGGUGACAAUAUGGAUGGUGAAUCUGAGAUAUGUCUUCCAGGAGAUAUUGUUAUUCCUUCUUCGGACCAGGCAUUUGAUGAGUUAGUUCAUUUUUCUUAUCCAAAUAUUCUGGAAAACAUGUCCUCAAAGGAUUUUUUCAAAGCAAGAACUAUACUGGCUCCCACACUAGACAUCGUUGAAGAGGUCAACAACCAUCUGAUGGCUAUCAUUCCUGGAGGAGAAAAAUUAUAUCUUAGUUCGGAUUCCAUUUGUAUGGAUGAAGGGAAUAUGGAGAGUCAACUAGAUCUCUAUGGUCCUGAAUUACUAAAUAGCAUAAAUUGCUCUGGUUUGCCUCCACAUAAAUUAAUACUCAAGGUUGGUGUUCCGGUGAUGUUACUGAGGAAUAUUGACUAA
Messenger RNA from Arachis duranensis, 483 nucleotides. RefSeq lists its product as uncharacterized. The coding region runs from base 1 to 483 and encodes 160 amino acids. NCBI's taxonomy places the organism in Eukaryota, Viridiplantae, Streptophyta, Magnoliopsida, Fabales, Fabaceae. The transcript has a single exon. The record is from RefSeq and is a predicted model, not a curated record.